Molecule: messenger RNA, 2556 nt
Organism: Pogona vitticeps (central bearded dragon)
Lineage: Eukaryota; Metazoa; Chordata; Lepidosauria; Squamata; Agamidae
Source: RefSeq, a predicted model, not a curated record
GAAUGUCAAGCUCGGGGCUGCUGUUACAGCCCUGUUUCACGCAAGCGCCCUACCGUUGCCCAGCCUUGGUGCUUCUUCCCUCCUAGCUAUCCUAGCUACAAGAUGGUGAACUUGACAACCACUGAAACGGGCUAUACUGCCCACUUGACCCGAGACAGGCCCACUUUCAUGCCGGAUGACAUAAUGAACUUGCAGCUCGAUGUGGUCUUUGAAACGGAGAGUAGGGUUCAUUUUAUGCUUAAGGAUCCAGCUAACAAGCGCUAUGAGGUUCCUUUAGAAACCCCGCAAACAACCAACAAGGCAUCUUCAAUGCUCUACUCUGUACAGUUCUCAGACGAUCCCUUUGGCCUCGUAAUCCUUCGGAAUUCAAGCAAGCGGGUUCUGCUCAAUACAACAGUGGCCCCUCUGUUUUUCGCGGACCAGUUCCUGCAGAUCUCCACCUCAGUACCAUCACCUUUCAUCUCUGGCCUGGGUGAGCACUUGACCUCACUCAUUCUUGAUGUCAAUUGGACAAAGGUUACCCUGUGGAAUCGGGACGUACUGCCUGUGCCUUCUGCCAACUUGUAUGGGUCACACCCCUUCUACCUGGCCUUGGAAGAAGGUGGUUUAGCUCAUGGAGUUUUUCUGCUAAAUAGUAAUGCUAUGGAUGUGAUCCUCCAGCCCAGCCCAGCUCUGACAUGGAGAACAACUGGAGGAAUCCUGGACUUCUUUGUCUUCCUGGGCCCAGAUCCAAAGAGUGUGGUGCGCCAAUAUAUGGAUGUCAUUGGGUACCCGUUCAUGCCCCCCUACUGGGCCCUAGGAUUUCACCUCUGUCGCUGGGGUUACACUUCCACUGCUGUCACUCGGGAGGUAGUGAAGAACAUGACGGCAGCACACUUCCCCUUGGAUGUGCAGUGGAAUGACCUAGAUUAUGCAGAUGCAAAGAGAGACUUCACUUUCAACCAGGAUGGUUUCUCAGAUAUGCCGCAAAUGGUGAACGAUUUCCAUCGUCAGGGUCGGAGGUACGUCAUGAUUGUGGAUCCAGGUAUCAGCAGUUCCGGCCCUUCUGGCAGUUAUAAGCCUUAUGAUGAAGGCCUAAAGUGAGGGGUCUUCAUCUUAAAUGCAACAGGACAGCCUCUGAUUGGGAAGGUUUGGCCUGGGCCCACUGCCUUCCCUGACUUCACCAAUCCAGAGACACAGCGGUGGUGGCAAGACAUGGUCAAGGAUUUCCACGACCAAGUGCCUUUUGAUGGAAUGUGGAUUGACAUGAACGAGCCAUCAAAUUUUGUGGAAGGUUCCCUGGAAGACUGUCCUCCCAACAAGCUUGAAAAUCCCCCUUACGUGCCAGGUGUACUAGGUGGAUCCUUGAAGUCACGAACUCUUUGUGCUUCCAGUAAGCAAUAUCUAUCUUCACACUACAACCUCCACAAUCUAUAUGGGCUAACAGAAGCCAUCGCAUCACAUGAUGCUUUGGUGAAAGUUCGAGGAAAGCGCCCAUUUGUGAUCUCGCGCUCCACCUUUGCCAGCCACGGCCGCUAUGCUGGCCACUGGACUGGAGAUGUCUUGAGCAACUGGGAACAUUUAUACUACACCAUACCAGCGGUGCUGCUGUUUAACUUCUAUGGUGUGCCACUGGUUGGUGCUGAUGUCUGCGGUUUUGUGGGCAACACAUCAGAAGAGCUCUGUGUGCGUUGGACUCAACUGGGUGCCUUCUACCCCUUUAUGCGAAACCACAAUGACCAUAAGAACAUGCCCCAGGAGCCCUACGUCUUCAGCCCAAAGGCCCAGCAGGCCAUGAGAAGCGCCCUCUUCCUGCGCUACUUACUGCUGCCUUACCUCUACACCCUCUUCCACAAAGCUCACUCUGCAGGCGAGACGGUUGCCCGGCCCCUUUAUCUAGAGUUCCCAGAAGAUCCCAAUACGUGGAAGGUGGACCGGCAGUUCAUGUGGGGAUCUGGGCUUCUCAUCACUCCUGUGUUAGAAGCAGGGAAGACAGAAGUCAGUGGUUACUUCCCUCCAGGGACGUGGUACAACCCUCUGACUGGAUCCACCAUACACAGCAAGGGGCAAUGGGUUCUCCUACCAGCUUCACUUGACACCAUCAACGCCCAUGUACGGGCAGGCUGCAUCUUACCCUUGCAGGAACCUGCUUUCACAACCACAGAAUCCCGCAAAAAUGGAAUGAUUCUGGUGGUGGCUCUGACAGAGGAUGGGGUGGCCAGAGGUGACCUAUUCUGGGAUGACGGUGAAGGCCUGCUGACCUUUGAAAAGGGUGAUUACACACAGAUCGCUUUUCUGGCAGGAAAUGGUGUGCUGGUGAAUGAGAUUGUGCAGCUCAACAGCCAGGUGGAUGGGCUACAGCUCAAAGAUGUGAUGGUUUUUGGUAUCCUCAGUCCUCCUCAUAAGGUCCUGGCAAAUGGCGUCCCGGUCUCAGACUUUUCCUACCGCACAGAUACCAAGGUAAGCAGGUCUCAGGGCUGUCCUGUUCGGCUUGCGUGGCAAAAAGAGGUUCCACAGCAGUUCAACACUCAAGGCCUUCUGUGGAUGUGGCACACGCGUUUGGAGCUAUAAAGUAUA